AUGGCCAACGCCAUAGCCGCAGUUCAGGAGAGAGUCCAGGGAGCAGUCCAGGGUACAGUCCAGGGGGUGAUGGGUUCGGUGGGCCAACAGAUAUGGGACCGCCCUCCGCCCAACCCCAGCAUAUCCUUACCCGGACCUGGUAGACCCGAAGACUCAAACAAGCGCCGGCUUUUGUUGAUCUACGUCCACGGGUUCCAGGGGGAUGAGAAGACUUUCCAGGAAUUUCCGAAACAUGUCCAUGGUCUCGUGGCAGAUUUACUGACCGAAUCGCAUGUGGUAUAUACCCGCAUUUACCCCCGGUACAAAUCUCAGGGCGAGUUGCAAACAGCCGUAAACCAGUUCAGUGCCUGGCUAGCACCGCAUCAAGCAAGUGAUCUAGAUGUCAUCUUGAUAGGACACAGUAUUGGCGGAAUCCUCUGCGCUGAUGUCGCAUUAUUACAAAAUGGAAGCAGGCGAAAACAUCAAAUCCUCGGUCUUAUCGCCUAUGAUACCCCCUUCCUAGGACUUCAUCCUCGAAUUAUCAGCGACGGAAUCAAGAGCUUCUGGCCUCGCAAGGAAGAUGAAUCAGCUGAAGAGAAAAUAGCAGAAGAAGAAGAAUCCCUAGGCAUGGACCCUGCCUAUAAGCCCAAUGUGGGCAUGGAAAGGACCGUCGCGCCGGAUCCUAACUUCAAUCCCCCCUUUCGAAACGAUAAGCGACAACCCGAUCGGGGAUUUCUGGGAGGCAUGAAGCAUUUUGUGGAAAAGAAAAGACACGAUGACUGCUUCACCAAAUCAUUAUUUGAUCGCUUUGUCUCUCCUGCCAAAUUCGCCAACUGUGUCAAUAAUUAUACCGAGCUGCGACAGCGAUACCAAUCUAUCAAGGAGCUGGAAAGGCAAGAGCUCAAGCCUCAUAGACUUCGGUUUAUCAACUACUACACUGCGAGUCAGGGUCGACUGAAAGUGAAGCCUUCCAAGAAAUUAGAAGAGAAAGAGAAGGAGAAAAGUGGAAGUCCAGAAUCGACGCCGCCUUUAAGAGAGAACUCUCUCGCUCCCAGCAUGUCAGGGAGUGACGCAGCAAGCGCGAGCAUGAGUAGCCUUUCGCUUGCAGAAAAUGCAUCAUUCUCUCCCGAUCAAACAAGAGAAAUGGCCCUUUCAGAAACAACAUCUCUUUCAACCACGGACACCACGGACACCACGGACUCAGGGUCUGGCACUAAAGCUGACAAGCCUAAGAAGCCACAGAAGUUCGUGCUUCUUCCCUCUUAUCAUUGGAAGAGUGACAAUAAUAAGGGCUGGGCGCCUGUGAUGAUGGGGACAAUGGACGCAGUCGUCGCCCAUCAGUCCAUGUUUCUUCCUACAGGCCCACACUAUGACUACCUUUUGGGAGAUACUAUCGCUUUAAUUGAGAAAUGGGUCCAGGAUGAUCUCAGCCGGCGAAUGUUAGAACUUUAUGAGAGUUAA
This is a messenger RNA of Penicillium angulare, 1440 nucleotides long. RefSeq lists its product as uncharacterized. The transcript has 2 exons. Lineage: Eukaryota; Fungi; Ascomycota; Eurotiomycetes; Eurotiales; Aspergillaceae. The record is from RefSeq and is a predicted model, not a curated record. The coding region runs from base 1 to 1440 and encodes 479 amino acids.